Echinostoma caproni is the source of this 264-nucleotide messenger RNA. Lineage: Eukaryota; Metazoa; Platyhelminthes; Trematoda; Plagiorchiida; Echinostomatidae. The record is from the annotation of a GenBank genome assembly.
GUAUCUGAUUCAAAGUUUUCUUCCCUUACGAACUUCCAGGCUCAAGCUCAGGAGUGCAUUGUGGAAAAAUCGGUACUGGAUGGAAGACCAGCAAACAUCAAUGCCAAAUUGACGCAAUACCUAGCUCAGGCAUAUGAGCAAAUCGCAUCACAAUUGGCUAGUUCUUCUAUAACGGCAUCUCUCCCACAGAAAUAUCGCAAGGUACCACAUGUAAGAAUGAUUCUCAUUGAGUUUAUUGGGUCCUCGUGGUUCAUGAUGCAAUAA